Odontomachus brunneus is the source of this 2582-nucleotide messenger RNA. RefSeq names its product venom serine protease 34-like. Bases 1187 to 2389 code for a protein of 400 amino acids. NCBI's taxonomy places the organism in Eukaryota, Metazoa, Arthropoda, Insecta, Hymenoptera, Formicidae. Gene Ontology annotation, molecular function: serine-type endopeptidase activity. Gene Ontology annotation, biological process: proteolysis. The record is from RefSeq and is a predicted model, not a curated record. The transcript has 8 exons.
AAUUGUCAAUCUAGUAUUUAUCUUUAAUCCUCCCAUAUUUUUCCCCACGCGUUCGUAGAAACGUAAUCAAUGGAAGAGAUGUUUGUCGAAAGACGCGUUGAUCAUAAAACUAUGAAAUUUCUCACACAUGGUUCUCUGGAUCUCAAUAUUGGCCACGAAAGCGCAGUCAUAUUUGUAUCAUAACGGGCGUCAUCAUCGAAAUAUUCACGCCCGAUUAUUCGGCUUCCCGAACGACGCUCUAGAGUCCGAUCCGGAGAAGCACUCGCGUUGAUCAAGUGGUAGACGCACGUUGGGCCACCACUACUAUUUAGAGCACCGCGCCGGUCAUCUUUCAUAUACCCCACCUAGAGAGACCCAGACUAUUCUAUGAGCUUUCGAGCUGACCGCGAUGGAACAAGAGAGAGAGAGAGAAAGAGAGGAAGAGAAAGAGCACCGGUCAAAUCUUGCCGGCGGCGGGGUCACGUGUUAUUUCUCGCAGCCACGUAACCCUCGGCAGCAUGCUAGGGCAGUGCCUAGGGAUGCUUAAAUUUAAUCAACUAUCGAUACUUUUACUCACUCAACAGCGACUACAUAUCGUUAAUGAUGCGACACGAGGCCGAGUCAGGGAUGUUACCGAGAGGUGACCACAAAAUGUCUACAUAAAUCAACUGCAUUUUUAUAGGAUAUUAGAACGAAAUAUGAAUUAGUUCAUCUCGCGGUGGUUCCAAUUUCAAAAAACUACUUUUCUCAGCAAAAAUGUCGCGAAGGGCAUUGACCUUUCGAAAUGGACUAGUCAGUACUUAAAUAAGAUACGAAUGUAAUUAACUCGCGCGUUUUCAGGUUCUCUCGCCGCCAACUGUUCGAUGUUCCCGGUCACCAUAUCAGGUCUUUUUUUACAAUUUACUCGCGUUUUAUGUAGCUGGCUUGCCAGCAGUUUACAUUCCUAACUGUACAGAGAUGGGGACUGAGAUUACUGCAAAUAUAUCAGUAACGUCGCUUCACGUGUGAAAUCAGUUUCACGUUGGACGCCGAUUAUAUUAAAGCUCUCGGAGGCUAAAAUCUAUGUUCGAGACGUUCGUAUUUUGUAAAUAGUAAUAUUGAAAAUUAUAUAAAGCUCAUGUAAAUUAUACAUAGAUUAAAGCACUGAAACAGUGAAAUAUUGUAGUGCUAAAACAUUACGCAAGAGUACCCAUUAUUAACUAAAAAAAUGCAACAAAAGACUACAAGUAUUUCACAAGUUUUACUAUUUGCGCUGAGGCUGUCGCUGUGUUUUAUACUGUCAGGCGCAUUCUUUCAUCGUGACUGCAACUAUUCUCAGCGCUUAAAUAUCGGUACCAUCUAUUACGUAUACAAUCCCGAUUACCCUAACGUUACUAAAGGUCGACAGUUUUGCAAAUGGAUCGCAGAGAGUGAUUAUCGAAUAAAAUUGACGUGCAAAAUGUUCGACAUACCAAGGAAUCCUAGUUGCUCCUUCGACAGGUUGACCGUACGCGUGAAUAAUUCCGCGGUUCUGUCUUAUUGCGGUAAUGACACAUUCAGCGUAGAAUCGACAGGAAAAUUCAUGAUCGUUGAACUGUCGACCACAUUCUGGUCGUCCGGAGUUAAGUUUCUGUGCGAACUGCAAGCGGUUGAAGACGAACAGGAUCCUGAUUGCAAAUGCGGAUGGAAAAAACCGACGAAGAUAGUGGGAGGUGUCGAAACUGGCGUGAACGAAUAUCCUAUGAUGGCUGGUCUUGUCGAUCCUUAUGAAAGAGAAGUAUUUUGCGGCGGAACAAUCAUAUCUCCAAAACACGUAUUAACUGCCGCACAUUGCGUGUCCAAUAGAAAUACAAGCAACGUGGGCGUACUCGUAGGAGACCAUGACCUCACCACGGGCGCAGAAACGAACGCUUCGAAAAUCUACACUGUAUCUGACUUUAAAAUAUAUCCACUUUACAACAGUUCAUUGAUGGAUAAUGAUAUAGCUCUAGUAACGGUAAAUUCCGUUAUAAACUUUAGCGAAGAAGUUGGGCCAGCUUGUCUUCCGUUUCAACACCGGUGGGAUUCUUUCGCGGGAAAUUUCGUGGACAUGCUGGGUUGGGGGACGACAGAAUUUGGAGGUAUGAAGUCGAAUACUCUGCAAAAAGUCACGUUAAGUGUAAUCACAAACCGAGAUUGUCGGAAAUCUUAUCAAAACUUAACAUAUAACCAAAUAUGUACCUAUGGAAAGAAUAAGGAUGGCUGUCAGUUUGAUAGCGGCGGUCCCGUUCUUUGGCAAGAUCUUACGACGAAGCGAGAAGUUCUCGUAGGGAUCAUUAGUUUCGGGAUUGCUUGUGGCGAUAAUAACCCAGGAGUCAAUAUGCGUGUCAGCAAUUAUAUAGAUUGGAUCUUAAGUGAAACACCGGGUACCAACUAUUGCACAGUCGAAUAAAGAAACGAAGAGUUCCUAUAAAAUAAUCGCUUCUAAUUUAUUAUUUCAGAAAAUAUCAUAAUGUCGUUUAUUGAACAUAGUAAUCACAUUACUUACAUACAGACAUAUUAUUUAUAACCAUUGUUGGAAAACGAAUAUUGCGUAAUGAAUAAAUUAAAUACAAUGAUCGAAAUGAAUGAUCACUGCACCGGAA